Molecule: messenger RNA, 921 nt
Organism: Glarea lozoyensis ATCC 20868
Lineage: Eukaryota; Fungi; Ascomycota; Leotiomycetes; Helotiales; Helotiaceae
Exons: 1
Coding region: 1-921 (306 amino acids)
Source: RefSeq, a predicted model, not a curated record
AUGGGUAAAGCUCGCCGUAAAACACACAGAGCUCGGAAAGGCCCUAUAAGUCGACCAAAGCCCAAGGCUCCACCGAAAUCAACACGCGUUCUUCGGAGUGCCUCAAAACCGGAUCCACGAUCGAGAUCAAGACCCAGUCCUAAGGAUACUCAGCUUGACACAUGCUAUCUUAUUAAAAGAAUCCCAGUUGAGCUACAAGACAUGAUAUUAGUCGAAUUCUUCAAAGAUGUUCAAAUUCGUCGAGAAAAAAAGUACAAGUCAGCAGGCAGAGGCCGGGAAAGUGGUUCCGAGAACACAAGUAUAGUGAGAACUUGCCGGUACAUGGGACUGCAAGCGACCAAGAUAAUGUACAACAACCUCACCAUGACCAGCGGUUCACUCGCCUGGCUGGCUCGUCCUCUGUCGGUCGUACCCGCAAAGAUGAUUUCGCAGUUGCGAUAUAUUGAAUAUGACACAGGGGGACUUGUAACGAAUCCUGGAUAUCUACUACAAAGGGGUUUGAAACUGAAAAGAUUGACUAUCAACAACUUGAAUGAUGAUCUUCAAUUUCAUGUCAGUUAUCCCCAAGUGUCCCUGCAGUGGGCUGCGAUGAAAGAUUGGAAAGAACUGGAAAUUAUAUGCAGUGCAAAAAGGAUGUCCAGACGUCCAUGCUCGUUCGCACGUGUACAACCUCGACACGACUGGGCCAACAACCGAAAUACAUACCCAGACUGUUGGAAUCGAUUUCUCGACUUUCCUUGUUCGCUCACAAUGUUGUAUGAGGAUGAAUCCUCGCACGCCAAAGCCGACGAUCCUUUGAUUAAAGUAACGCACGACGGAAAACCAGGAGGCCCUUUCAAGACUGAGACUGGGGAGUCCAUUUGGCCCAACUGGUCAGGGAUGGGUGUUGUGCAUAUCAUUGUCAAACGACAUGGUGAUUGA